CGGGAAAAAGUUUAGUGCGAGAAGUUUUGUUACCCAGCAAAUCCGGGUGUGGACACCGUGGGGUUGUUAGAUUCCCGAUAAGACCUAGGUUUUGGUAUCGACAAUUUGAUUUUUUAAGAGAUAUCUAAAAUCGCUUUAUUUCCGUGUAAUGGCUUCGAACCAUCUUCCGGCUUAUGCCUUGGAAAAAGUGAAACAGAUAGCCACGGAGCACGGCUUCACCGAGGGAAGCUACCGGCUCGAAACAGAACCAGGCCCAUUAAAUGGAUUUAUCGGUCAAAUGGUGCGGGUAAGCAUUCAAGACGAUGACACAGGCAAAAAGUUGACGCUCAUGUGUAAGGUCCCACUGGAAGAUCGAGACCUCCGGGAGCGCUUCAACUCGAUGGCCCUUUUCGAGCGGGAGAUAUUCGUUUACAGGGAAAUAUUUCCGGAGUUGGAACGGAUUCAACUGGAGCAUGGGCUACGGAAGGAUGAUCCGGAUGGGUUCUGGAACUACCCGAGUUGUUACUGGGCUUCGUAUGAUGGAGAAAGAGAGGAAGCGAUUUUGAUCAUGGAAGAUCUUCGUGAACGAGACCUUGAGCUGAAAAACUUUUUGGUUCCGCUUGAUUUUGACCAUUGCAGAGCGGUUUUCGAAGUUUUAGGUCGCUUGAACGCUUGCUCGUUUGCUUUGAAAGAGCAAAAACCGAAGGUCUUUGCAAAGAUAAAGAAAUUAAAUGAUCUUCUCUGCACGGCUAUGAUGACUAGCCAGACAAAACCGUUGUCAAACAGAAAUUGUAAACUGGCAGCAUCCGUUUUCACCGAGGAAAAUGAAAUUCACCUGCGUGAUAAGCUUUUAUCACUGAAGGACUGCAUUUGGGAGAGGACCAAAAUUCUGAUGGACAGCGAUAAGGCCGAACCUUAUGGCGCAUUCAAUCAUGGAGAUUGUUGGACAAACAACAUCAUGUUUGGCUAUGAUCCUGUAACGAAGACUCCGGCUGAUGUAGUUUUGUUAGACUUUCAAAUGGCACGCUACAGUUCUCCAGUGUUGGAUUUUAUUGGACUUCUGAUGAACUGUGGCGAGGUCAAUUUGCGUAGGGAAAGAUUUGAGUCAUUGGUGGACGCAUUUUAUCGAAGCUUUUGCGCUACUUUUCGCAAACUUGGAGGCGAUCCAGUUAAAAGUUUCCCUUACAAAGCAAUCGAGGAGCAGCUAAAGCGGUUUGGAGCUCAAACAUUUGCCAUGGGUACAUUCUGUAUGCCAAUUUUGGCUCAGCUUGAACCAGAAUUUUUCGAAGACAGCGAUAAAAACCGAAUUUUGGAUAAAUACAGGAACAAAUGGGAACAUUAUGAACAGUUGAUCAGGGAUCUGGUGCAUGAUACCGAACGUUUUGACGAUCUUUAGAAAUAAAAUAAUUUUUUUGAA
This is a messenger RNA of Uranotaenia lowii, 1396 nucleotides long. RefSeq lists its product as uncharacterized. The record is from RefSeq and is a predicted model, not a curated record. The transcript is spliced from 2 exons. NCBI's taxonomy places the organism in Eukaryota, Metazoa, Arthropoda, Insecta, Diptera, Culicidae. The coding region runs from base 149 to 1375 and encodes 408 amino acids.